GAUAGCAAGCGUUUACUUGAUCGUGGAGGAGAUCCUCUAAUAGUAAGACCUUGUUUCUAAUCAAUUGUGACUUGGUUUUUCCGACCGAAGAUAUAUUUAUAUUAAGUGGUGACAAUCACAUAUUGCCUGUCCUUGUAUAUAUGUGUCUAUAUAUAGACACACCAAAACACGAAGUGAACAUAAUAUAUUUUGAUUCCUAUUCAUACUACUUGCAACUCCUCUUUCAUAUUGCAUUACAUACACACGUCAUAUACAUCUAAAAAUAUAUUUCAGCUAUAUAUCUUCAUGUUAUCAAAUAUAUUUGCAGAGCUAUGUAUAGCUCCAAACAAAAUCAAGGCCAAUAAGAAGGUCAAUAAUGUUUCAUCUGAUGAAACAUAUCUUGAUCUUUGCAAUUUCUCAGAGUCUUUGAAGUCCUUUAAAGUGUUAUUCGAGACAACACUUCCAUGUAAUGAAUCUGUGGAAGAAAAACUAUGUUGGAUUCGGUCAGAAAUCAUAGGCAACGAUGUAGAAUUCAACUCUCCAUUUGGUAAACGAAAACUUGUCUAUGCUGAUCACACAGCUUCUGGUCGCAGUCUUCAUUUCAUUGAAAACUUCAUCGCCAAACAUCUUCUUCCUUUCUACGGAAAUACCCAUACUUGUGAGAGUUAUGUUGGAAACAAGACAACAAAAAUGGUACAUGAAGCAACCGAAUAUAUUAAGAAAUGUUUAGGUGGCGGGGAAGAUGACGCCCUUAUGUUAUGUGGCUCGGGCGCAACCUCAGCCAUCAAGAGACUUCAAGAAGUUAUGGGAAUCGUCGUGCCUUCUAUUUUGAGGGAAAGAAUGUUGAAGUGUCUUGACGAAGAAGAAAGAUGGGUGGUUUUUGUCGGACCUUAUGAGCAUCAUUCAAAUUUACUUUCUUGGAGGCAGAGUUUGGCUGAGGUUGUAGAGAUUGGUCUAGAUGAUAAAGGGCUGCUCGACAUGGAAGCUCUAAAGCUACGGCUUGAAGCCUAUAAAGAUACGAAUCGACCCUUGUUGGGAUCUUUCUCAGCUUGUAGUAAUGUCACUGGAAUUUACACAGAUACACGAGCAAUUGCUAAGCUUCUUCAUCAAUACAAUGGAUUUGCAUGCUUUGAUUUUGCAGCAAGUGGUCCAUAUGUGGAGAUUGAUAUGAGGUCAGGGCAGAUUGAUGGGUAUGAUGCUGUGUUCAUCAGCCCACAUAAGUUUCUUGGUGGACCUAGCUCUCCAGGAGUGCUAUUAAUGAACAAAGCCUUGUAUAGGUUGGGAUCUUCACCUCCAUCUACUUGUGGAGGUGGAACUGUUAAUUAUGUCAAUGGCUUCGACGAAAAGGAUACAUUAUACAUGGAGGACAUAGAGGAAAGAGAAAAUGGGGGCACACCUCCAAUAAUCCAAACAAUGAGAGCAGCAUUGGCAUUUUGGGUGAAAGAAUACAUCAACUAUGAAGAGAUUGAAAAAAGGGAACAACUCUACAUUAACAAAGCACUUAAGAGACUCAUGCCUAAUCCAAACAUUGAGAUUUUAGGGAACAUAAGCACCAAAAGACAAGCUAUUUUAUCAUUUGUGAUCUAUUCUACCACCAAUAUAACUAAGAUACUUAGUGGCUCUUUUGUUGCAACAUUGUUAAAUGAUCUAUUUGGCAUUCAAGCUAGAGGUGGAUGUGCUUGUGCUGGACCUUAUGGCCAUGAUUUGCUUAAUAUCAAUGAAUCUCAAUCUCUAGCCGUUAGAUCGGCAAUUCAAAAGGGUUACAUUGGUGUGAAACCCGGAUGGACGAGAGUUAGUUUUCCUUAUUACAUGGGUGAAGAGGACUUCGAGUUCAUUUUAGCUGCCAUAGAGUUUGUAGCAACCUAUGGCCAACGAUUCCUUUCACUAUACAAAUUUGAUUUGAAAAAUGGAAGCUGGAAAAUUAAGAAACAAAAACUUGAGAUUCUACUCAAUGAAAAUAAAUUUUACAUGAGAGAAACUAGAGAGAAAGCAAACAAUAAUUAUUUCAAAGCAAGAAGUGAUUGUAAUGUUGGAACCAAACAAGUUGGGAUAUUGAGAAGAAAAUCAUUAUUAGAAGCUAAAUGUAUUGCUAAUCGCCUCCCUAAAUUCCUUUCUGAAAGGAUCCAUCCAGAUGUAGAUCCUAGUGUCCUCCAUUUUAUAGUUUAGUCAUAAGAAUUGUAUAUUUUGUGCAUCAUGUAUAUUUUUUUUUUACUCUCAUUAUAUCUCAAUUGAUAUAAUGUUAGAAAUAAAUUUGUAUCUGAUGCAUAGUUUAUUUCAGUUGUACACCAUAAAAUUUGUCAUAAUUAUAAUGACAUUUUUUUAUGGAAUGUCCACAUCUUGUAUCCAAUAAAUUUUUGUAAGUGGCAUUAUAAUUGGUCAUAAAUUAUGCCACUUAUUUUUUUUAUGACACAAUUACUGCCGCUUAUUAUGUAAUUAAAUAAAUGGAUUAUGUUCAAUCCAAUAAUAAAUUUCUCUUAUCUAUUAUAUUGCUGUGAGCAUUGUUAAGUUAGUAUAAAUAUUUUUUUUUUUUAUCUAUUAUACAUGUAAGAUAAUUACAUUUCAAUGGAAAGUAAACAGACAAUAAAUUUUGUAGUUAAAUAUUUUUGAAUGGCAAAA
This is a messenger RNA of Trifolium pratense (red clover), 2595 nucleotides long. Its product is annotated as probable cysteine desulfurase. The coding region runs from base 286 to 2145 and encodes 619 amino acids. The record is from RefSeq and is a predicted model, not a curated record. NCBI's taxonomy places the organism in Eukaryota, Viridiplantae, Streptophyta, Magnoliopsida, Fabales, Fabaceae. The transcript is spliced from 5 exons.